GCAUUAUUAGAGCUAUAAAAAUGGUUUGAAAAACAUUAGUUUCUGUCAGUCUUCGCCUAGAUUCAGAAGUUGCUGCUGUCUGCUGGAACUAACUUAAAACAUAGCUAUGGCAUUAAUUGGACGAGUUUUCUUAAUGGCACUUUGCGUUUUAACCGCAUAUGCUUUGCCCUCAUUGAACAAUGGUUUCAAAAUUGGCAACGAACAUUUUAAACUACGUGCUGUAACAUCGCCAACUCAAAAAGCUGCAACAGCCGUCGUUACCCCUCAAGCUGUUAACAAAAGUUCCACAGACACAUGUACAAUCAAGUACAGCACUGCUAUGAGCAAUAUUAACAAUCAAACUGUUAAUAAAACUAAAGACUGUUACAAAUCCGCUGAAGUUGCAUUCAAGGAAUUUGAUAGCCAAGUUUUAAAUGCAACCGUAAAAGAGGUGACUGCUAUUUCGAAAAAUCUCCAAAUGAGACUUUCGAACUGCUCAACUAAUAAAACAAACUUGGACAUUUUGGUUUGCGUCAUCGAUUCUUUUAAUGAAAAUAUGGCUAAUCUCAAUAAUAUGACUAGCAAGGCACAAGUUGUAGCCAGUUCAGUCAAUGAAUAUGAAUACUCAGUUGAAAUAGCUACCAAAAUGUGUGUGAAUGAAGUUAUGAUUAGCAGCAAAGUUAAUUCGAGUAUUGCCGACAACGAUAUGCAGAAAUGUUUGAGCAAUAAUACAGUUGGGGGAUUAUAUGGUUCAAAAUCUGGGCUUAAAUUUAAAACCUUACAGUUGAAUUAAAAUAAAUAAAAUGUGAUUUUUU
Episyrphus balteatus (marmalade hoverfly) is the source of this 794-nucleotide messenger RNA. RefSeq lists its product as uncharacterized. The transcript has 3 exons. The coding region runs from base 107 to 772 and encodes 221 amino acids. The record is from RefSeq and is a predicted model, not a curated record. Lineage: Eukaryota; Metazoa; Arthropoda; Insecta; Diptera; Syrphidae.